AUGGUAACCAACCUGAUCGGUGAAGCAGCUAGUCAAAUACUCAACAAAGCGGAGCCACUUUUCAUUUCAAGAUCGGAAGCGUUCAAGUUCGCCGUGGGCGACACCAUCACACUGCCCUGCGAGGUGGCCUCCCCAGGUACCUAUGUGCUGGCCUGGAAGCGGGGCAUCGCUAUCCUGACGGCGGGCACGGUGAAAGUAACGCCCGACCCGCGCGUCCGGCUCGUCAACGGCUACACCCUGCAGAUACGCGACGCCGUGCCGCAGGACGCAGGCGACUACAUCUGUCAGAUCGCAAUGCUGGACCCGCGGGAGAUAACGCAUCAUGUGGAAAUUUUGGUUCCACCCAAAAUCACGCACGUAACCUCCGGUGGCCACCUGCAGGUCCGCAAGGGGUCUCCGGUGCGGCUCGAGUGUUCCGCCACCGGCAACCCGAUGCCGAACAUCACGUGGACGAGGAAAAACAAUCUUUUACCCAACGGCGAGGAACAGUUCACCAAUCCGGUUUACGUGAUCGAGAACAUGGAUCGACACAAGGGUGGCACCUACAUCUGCACGGCCAACAACGGUGUCGGCCAGGUCGCCACCAGUCAGAUCAUCCUGCACGUCCUCUAUCCGCCCGAGAUUAGCGUGGAAAACCCGAUCGUUUACUCCGGCGAGGGCCAGGAAGCGAUGCUCGUGUGUAUCGUGCACGGUGAAUCUCAGCCGGAAGUACUGUGGCACAAGGACACGAUGCAGAUCGAUCAGACGGAGCGGCACGUGAUUGAGAACCGGGGCGCACGCCACACGCUCAUCAUCCGCAAGGUGCACCCGCAGGACUUUGGCAACUACUCGUGCAUCGCCGACAACCAGCUGGGCAAGACGCGGAAAACGGUCACCCUGACCGGCAAGCCGAAGACGGCCGUCUUCCGGUCGGUCCCGAACAGCCAGUGGAAGGACAAGUACAACAUCUCCUGGAUCGUCGACUCCCACUCGCCAAUCGAAGAGUACAAGCUGUACUACCGGCAGGUGGACGGCGACACGCUGCAGGCGCACGACGGCAUAUUCCUUGACAACCGGAAAACGCACCAGAGCUACAUGGGUGAUAACAUGUUGGACUACAAUCGCAAAAUCAGCUCGUACGACAGCUACUCGUACAACAAUGGCUACCACAACCUGCACCACAAGUGGUCCAAGACGGACUGGCGGGACAUCGUGCUGCCGGCGUUCCCGUACUCGCACCACUACACCCAGGGCAUGAGCUACCUGAUACGGGGCCUCGAGCCGGACCAGCAGUACGAGGCACGGGUACAGUCCAGGAACCGGUACGGUUGGAGUGACUUUUCCGAGAGCUUUCUAUUUACCACGUCAAACACAGAUACCGAGAUACGCGAUCUGGGCGUGACUCACUACAGUUCUUCACGAGGAUCGACGAUUUUCGCCCCCGAAAUGCACCAUUUGCUAGCGACCCUUCUUCUUGUAACGGCUACCAGUUUGGUGAGCUUUUGA
Molecule: messenger RNA, 1485 nt
Organism: Anopheles cruzii
Lineage: Eukaryota; Metazoa; Arthropoda; Insecta; Diptera; Culicidae
Product: limbic system-associated membrane protein
Exons: 10
Coding region: 1-1485 (494 amino acids)
Biological process (GO): synapse organization; homophilic cell-cell adhesion
Cellular component (GO): plasma membrane; axon; neuronal cell body
Molecular function (GO): protein binding; axon guidance receptor activity
Source: RefSeq, a predicted model, not a curated record